Bipolaris maydis ATCC 48331 is the source of this 1269-nucleotide messenger RNA. The record is from RefSeq and is a predicted model, not a curated record. Lineage: Eukaryota; Fungi; Ascomycota; Dothideomycetes; Pleosporales; Pleosporaceae.
AUGGCUAUUUCGAAGAUAAUCGCCAAUCCCUUCAGAAAGAAUGACAACCGCGUGAAGCGACAUACGCAUAACACCAAAUGGGUAGCUGAUAGGGAUAAGAUGAUAAGAAAGCAAACAGGCUCCAAAGCUCGUUUGGAGCAAUUCUCAAAAUCACCUUUGAGCCGCAAGAAUCAAGAGGCGUUUUAUUCCAGUGACUCAGAAGCUCAUACUCUUUCUCUGGAGGAACUCCAAGUUGGAAUUGAGAAGACAAACAUCUCUGACAGUUCUAUAACAAGGUAUCGCUCUGGAAAGAACAUGUACAACUCCAGAUUGAAAGGCGAAAACCAAGCAAUAUCGACGGCAUGGAAGUCUUGUCAACAACCACAUAGUGAAGGCAUCCUUGAUCAAUAUACUGAUCAGAACGCAUCGAGCCUGUAUCAAAUGCUUCCGGAAUCCGAUAGUUCGCUGCAUUCACACCGCCAUGCAGUGGUUUUUUCAGUAUUCCCGCCAGAAACAACUCAUAGAUACCAUGAGAAAAAUGAAAAAGAGACUAGAAACAAGCACGCAAGAAAAGACGUUGGAAUCUUACAGUUCUACGCUGAACUACCUACAUCUAUUGAAAAAUGUAUGACGCAAUCUGUUGAUGUGAACAAGCCUCUACCCCCGGUACCGCGCAUCAAACCAGCACCAAAGCCGAUCCGAACGGCAGGUCUUCCUUCUUCACCUCAACCCGCCGCACACCUCAAAAAUAUCAAAACAUCGUCCAAGAAACCCCAGUACAAGAAUGAAGCGAGUCCUCAAUGGUGGGCAAGACCUCGCCUGAAAAUCCCUCAAGCAACCCUGAAAUCCAAAAUUUCAUUCCCAGACCUACUCAUAGCUUCUAAAAGCGGCUCAAUUACGAACACUUCUGCAGAUACUGUCUACAUCCCAAUUAAACACACCGACGCCCUACUACCUCCAUCGCCAUCUGAAAUAACAUUCAGUUCAAAGCACACCGUAAAGAAAAUACCGCCAUCGCCUUUGCACGCUCCAGCGUAUGGUCCCACAUGUCCAACUAACACCGCAGAUAUUAAGGUAAAAAGAAAAGCAAUUGCGAUACGAGACCAUAUGCCCCCAACACACUGGCACGAUGCUUUUGUAGAAUCUGCAUGUGGUGCUAGUAAGUUCAUCAAACAGAGUGCGAAGGAGAAGUUGGAUGGAGUAGUGCAUGUGAGUCGAAGAAGAAAAGGCUCGGAUGUCAGCUUUAUGUGUCGGGGUGUAGGGAAAGGAGGGCUUGAUGCGUGCGACUAG